AUGAGUAUACACAGUAUUAUAAAACACUCUUCUCCCGCUGAGGAUACAGAAGAACUAUGCUCAUUGGCGGAGUUAUUCCGAUCCAAGCUAAUUCAAGAUUUUCAUCUUUUGGAUAGUUUAGACGAAAGAGGGCAAAUGGCUGCCCCUAAAUACUAUUCUAAAGAUAUCACCGAUCCGGAAAUAUUGAAAAAUAUCAUGCGCUCUAAUUCCAGUGGUGUAGUCAAAUUCCAGGUGUACUCCAGCAAAGACAAAGCAGAAAUAAAAAUGAAUGACAGACGGAAAAACAGAGUGAAAAAUAAAAACCGAAAAAGCCCUCCAUUAGAUAUGUGGGCUCACUUUGUGUUGGAAAAAAUCUCUGACCGUAACGAUCCAAGUCUGGAGGUGUUGAAAAGAGCAUUGGAUAUUUUUGACUAUUGUUCUCUGAUGUUGUUUAUGUUUGAAAUCAUACUGAAGUGGAUUGAUAAUUUCUGGUUGUUUUGGAAGGAUGGAUGGAAUAUAUUUGACUUUAUCGUUACCGUUGGGUCAUUUAUUCCUGAGAUUAUUCUAUUAACUACGGGCGGUUUUAAGGACCUCACUGUCGUUGUUAGCAACCUGCGUGUUUUCAGAGUGCUGCGGUCACUCAAAAUGGUGUCCAGAUUUCGCCAAGCUAGACUCAUUGCACUGGCAAUUACCAAGGCAUUCGAGGCAAUGACAUUCAUUAUGAUAUUAUUACUUUUGUGUGCGUACAUUUUUGCUAUUGCUGGGGUUUAUUUCUUCGAAAAAUAUUCACGUUCUGAUCGGGAAGACUUACUUUACAAAGACAGUUUUAGUUCCUUACCCAGAGCACUGGUGACGUUAUUUCAACUCUUUACGUUGGACCAGUGGUAUAAGUUACUUACAGAUAUGCGUAAAGUUGUAGACCUGAAGGCAACAUUCUAUGUGAUUACGUGGAUAUGCAUCGGAUCAUUUAUUUUUGGGAAUAUCUUUGCCGGCAUUAUGGUGAACAACUUUCAGAAUAUAAGAACUGAUCUCUUUGAUGAAGUCAGAGAGAAACAAGAAGAACGACAAUUGAUUCUCAACACUGAAAAGUUCAAUGAAGAACUACAGAAGCAAGAUCUGAAAUUGUAUCGAGCCAGAAGACACAGUAUGUUUAUGUCAUCAACUAGCACCGAAGAUACUAAAAGUCAAACUGAAAUCCAGUCAGAAGGCAAAAAUGAAGUUUUACAGUAA
Saccoglossus kowalevskii is the source of this 1209-nucleotide messenger RNA. Its product is annotated as cation channel sperm-associated protein 2-like. Gene Ontology annotation, biological process: fertilization; sperm capacitation; transmembrane transport. Lineage: Eukaryota; Metazoa; Hemichordata; Enteropneusta; Harrimaniidae. The record is from RefSeq and is a predicted model, not a curated record. Gene Ontology annotation, cellular component: membrane; CatSper complex. Gene Ontology annotation, molecular function: calcium-activated cation channel activity.